Messenger RNA from Necator americanus (New World hookworm), 333 nucleotides. RefSeq lists its product as uncharacterized. The transcript has a single exon. The record is from RefSeq and is a predicted model, not a curated record. The coding region runs from base 1 to 333 and encodes 110 amino acids. Lineage: Eukaryota; Metazoa; Nematoda; Chromadorea; Rhabditida; Ancylostomatidae.
AUGAAAAAUGUUCUCCAGCCCUCAACACUACUUAAUAGAGGACCCAUUGGUGAAAUAACAUUUCCAAUUUGGAGAGACCACUUCAAGACUUUGCUGAACCGACAAGCGCCUCCUGAACUCGAGCACGUUCAUAGACCGACUUAUGCGGUUAACGAAGUACCACCAACCAAAUCGGAGCUUCUGGCCUGCAUCCAGAAGAUGAACAAUAGAAACUCUGGCGGAGACGACGGAAUUAGCGCAGCAAUGCUGGAAUAUCUUCCUCCGUUUGGAAUUCGUUACAUGACAAAAAUCGCCUGCUCAGUAUGGAUUGACGAAAGGAUACCUAACUCGUAG